Messenger RNA from Octodon degus (degu), 2811 nucleotides. RefSeq names its product tripartite motif containing 3 (gene Trim3). Gene Ontology annotation, biological process: protein polyubiquitination; negative regulation of translation; proteasome-mediated ubiquitin-dependent protein catabolic process. Bases 167 to 2401 code for a protein of 744 amino acids. Gene Ontology annotation, molecular function: translation repressor activity; ubiquitin protein ligase activity; zinc ion binding. The record is from RefSeq and is a predicted model, not a curated record. The transcript is spliced from 12 exons. Lineage: Eukaryota; Metazoa; Chordata; Mammalia; Rodentia; Octodontidae.
GCCGCGGGCAGGGCCGGGCGGACGGGCGCUGGCAGCGGGGGCAGCGCGGCGGGCCCCUCCAAGUGGCCGCAGCCCCGGCCUUGCCUUCCAUCCUGCUCCAGCGCCGUGAGUGCGACGGGCGGGCCCCACGGGCUGGUGUGAGUGGCAGGAGCCACCUUUGGUCACCAUGGCAAAGAGGGAGGACAGCCCUGGCCCAGAGGUACAGCCGAUGGACAAGCAGUUCCUGGUGUGCAGCAUCUGCCUGGAUCGGUACCGGUGCCCCAAGGUUCUGCCCUGCUUGCACACCUUCUGUGAGAGAUGCCUCCAGAACUACAUCCCUGCCCAGAGCCUGACGCUGUCCUGUCCAGUGUGUCGGCAGACGUCCAUCCUUCCCGAGCAGGGUGUCUCAGCGCUGCAGAACAACUUCUUCAUCAGCAGCCUCAUGGAGGCCAUGCAGCAGGCACCCGAUGGGGCCCACGACCCUGAGGACCCUCACCCCCUCAGUGCAGUGGCUGGCCGCCCUCUCUCCUGCCCCAACCAUGAAGGCAAGACGAUGGAGUUUUACUGUGAGGCCUGUGAGACUGCCAUGUGUGGUGAGUGCCGUGCAGGAGAGCACCGGGAGCAUGGCACGGUGCUGCUGCGGGACGUGGUGGAGCAGCACAAGGCGGCCCUGCAGCGCCAGCUCGAGGCGGUGCGCGGCAGGCUGCCGCAGCUCUCUGCAGCCAUCGCCCUCGUGGGGGGCAUCAGCCAGCAGCUGCAGGAGCGCAAGGCAGAGGCCCUGGCCCAGAUCAGCGCAGCCUUCGAGGACCUGGAGCAAGCGCUCCAGCAGCGCAAGCAGGCUCUGGUCAGCGACUUGGAGAACAUUUGUGGGGCCAAACAGAAGGUGCUGCAGUCCCAGUUAGACACAUUGCGCCAGGGACAGGAACACAUCGGCAGCAGCUGCAGCUUCGCAGAGCAAGCACUGCGCCUGGGCUCCGCCCCAGAGGUACUGCUGGUGCGGAAGCACAUGCGAGAGAGGCUGGCGGCCCUGGCGGCCCAGGCUUUCCCUGAACGGCCGCAUGAGAAUGCACAGCUGGAACUGGUCCUUGAGGUGGAUGGGCUGCGGCGGUCGGUGCUCAAUUUGGGUGCGCUUCUUACCACCAGCGCCACUGCACACGAGACGGUGGCUACAGGUGAGGGCCUGCGCCAGGCACUGGUGGGCCAGCCCGCCUCGCUCACGGUCACUACCAAAGACAAGGACGGACGGCUGGUGCGCACUGGCAGUGCCGAACUACGCGCCGAGAUCACUGGCCCGGACGGUGCGCACCUCCCGGUGCCGGUCGUGGACCACAAGAACGGCACCUACGAGCUGGUGUAUACGGCACGCACGGAGGGCGAGCUGCUCCUCUCAGUGCUCCUCUACGGACAGCCGGUGCGGGGCAGCCCCUUCCGGGUCCGGGCCCUGCGCCCCGGGGACCUACCACCUUCACCAGACGACGUGAAGCGUCGCGUCAAGUCCCCAGGCGGCCCCGGUAGCCACGUGCGCCAGAAGGCUGUGCGCAGGCCUAGCUCCAUGUACAGCACCGGUGGCAAACGGAAGGACAACCCCAUUGAAGAUGAGCUCGUCUUCCGAGUUGGCAGUCGUGGAAGGGAGAAGGGUGAAUUCACCAAUUUGCAAGGGGUGUCUGCAGCUAGCAGUGGCCGUAUAGUGGUAGCAGACAGCAACAACCAGUGUAUCCAGGUUUUCUCCAAUGAGGGCCAGUUCAAGUUCCGUUUUGGGGUCCGAGGGCGCUCACCUGGGCAGCUGCAGCGCCCCACAGGCGUCGCAGUGGACACCAAUGGAGACAUUAUUGUGGCGGACUACGACAACCGUUGGGUCAGCAUCUUCUCCCCCGAGGGCAAGUUCAAGACCAAGAUCGGAGCUGGCCGCCUCAUGGGGCCCAAGGGAGUGGCCGUGGACCGGAAUGGACAUAUCAUUGUGGUCGACAACAAAUCCUGCUGCGUCUUCACCUUCCAGCCCAAUGGCAAGCUGGUUGGACGCUUUGGGGGCCGUGGGGCCACUGAUCGACACUUUGCAGGGCCCCAUUUUGUGGCUGUGAAUAACAAGAAUGAGAUUGUAGUAACGGAUUUCCAUAACCAUUCGGUGAAGGUGUACAACGCCGAUGGAGAGUUCCUCUUCAAGUUUGGCUCCCAUGGAGAGGGCAAUGGCCAGUUCAACGCCCCUACAGGAGUAGCUGUGGACUCCAAUGGGAACAUCAUCGUGGCUGACUGGGGCAACAGCCGCAUCCAGGUGUUCGACAGCUCUGGCUCCUUCCUGUCCUAUAUCAACACAUCUGCAGAGCCACUGUACGGCCCCCAGGGCUUGGCACUGACCUCCGAUGGCCACGUGGUGGUGGCUGAUGCUGGCAACCACUGCUUUAAGGCCUAUCGCUACCUCCAGUAGCUGCAGGGGCCCCGCCUGGCUCAUGGAGGGAUGGACACAGGGGUGAUUGGACAAGAGGGUCUGGCUGGGAGGUGGGCCAGACCUGGCAGCACUGAAUGUGGGCUGUGGGCGUGGGUACGCCCGGUGCCCUCCCCUUCCUCCCCUGACCCCACGGUUGCACUUUAUUUAUUCGGUUCUUGCUUUGGUGACUGGGUGAGCCUGAACUGUGGUCCCAAGGAUGUGUGCAGAGCUUCACCCUCCCCCACACACGUCCCCUCCACCCCAGUCUGCUCUUCACCCCCAGCCCGGGGCCAGAACAGCCUCUACUCCAGGAUAGCAGCCCCUGUGGUCUCUCCCUACCAACCCCUCACACUGACAGACAGCAAUACCCCGCCCCACCCCCAUAUUAAAUAAAUGUCUUCGCCAAGAUG